AUGGCUCUCAUUGCUCUCACUGACAAGGAUCCAUUGGGUCAAUGGGGUGGUCGUAUUGUCAAGGAGAAGUUAGCGUGUGACUCUGUACACCUCUCUCGCUGUUACAUCGACCAUUUCCGAGGAGCAAUCAAUCCCAAUGCUAUCAAUAUGCACAAACCUGGCGCCAAGAAGAUUCACACCCGUGGAUUGUUCUCGUCGGGGCCUAACAAGGAAUGGUGCAUUGAUGGACACAAGAAGAUCUUGAAAACCAUGGGAAUUUCGAUCUAUGGGAUCAUUGACAAGUUCUCGUGCUGCAAACUUCUUCUUCAAGCACUUCCGAAUUCAUGGGCUGCUGAGGUUCCACCAAUUCUGUACCUACACCUGGUAUCCCGCUUCAAACAACCACUGACAAAGGCAGUGAAACCAGUGAACUUGCAGCUCUCCAGACUGCGUUACGGUUACUCUGGUAACGGUCUCUAG
This is a messenger RNA of Mycena citricolor, 459 nucleotides long. NCBI's taxonomy places the organism in Eukaryota, Fungi, Basidiomycota, Agaricomycetes, Agaricales, Mycenaceae. The record is from the annotation of a GenBank genome assembly.